Molecule: messenger RNA, 1302 nt
Organism: Penicillium vulpinum
Lineage: Eukaryota; Fungi; Ascomycota; Eurotiomycetes; Eurotiales; Aspergillaceae
Product: isocyanide synthase family protein
Exons: 4
Coding region: 1-1302 (433 amino acids)
Source: RefSeq, a predicted model, not a curated record
AUGCUAGCAACAACAGUAGUCCAAGUUUCUGCCCCCCUAGACAUAAUUCCUUUGGACCGUCCCACCCCCACCCCAAAGACUCGAGUCUCCUUCCUCCCUAAACCACACCCAAUCCCCCCCAAACCCGAAGCCACCACCAACUUCUAUCCCGAUACACCGGCAAUAUGUCCCACAUUGACCUACCUAAAGGCAAAGGAAAUACUGGAUAUCGUGGAGCGCUACGGCUCUCAUGAGUGCACAACCGCAGCCGGAGAGUGGCUCGGCCGGUCAUCGUUCAUGCCACACGUGCAGACACAUAUCGCAGCCAACAAAGCGAUUUCCAUGGUUUUACCUGCUUUUCCAAUGAAGAGUAAUAAUCGCAUGGACAAGGUGCUGGGUGCACUUCCAGAUUUAGGGGACGAGCUUGGGUUGGCCCGGUUGGUGAAUCUUUGUCGGGAUAUUAAGGUUAUUUACCCGCCUGGUGGGGUUGUGGUUAUUGUUACGGAUGGAGUUUGCUAUAAUGAUCUUACAGGGAUAUCUGAUGAAGAGGUCUGGGAAUAUGGGAAUCGACUGCGGAAGAUCGCUGUUGAGAAGGGAUAUGCUUGUAUUCAGUUCCACCGUAUUAUGAAUAUGCUGGGCCUUUAUACUUGCGCUCAGAUUUCCAAAUCGGAUUAUGUGAAGCUCUGUGGUUUAUCGAGGGCUGAACUUCAUCGACGCUGUGGACAGCAGGGGUUUGAUGUCGAUAAGUUUUUGAAAAGUGAUGAGGAUUAUCUGAGGACUUAUAAUGGAUAUGAUAAGUUCAUGAAAGUUGAUCUCAAGUUCAGCCCAGUGACCAAAGACUGCGCUGGUCCCAAGCAAUAUAAGAAAAUGAUCAAGAGUAUUGCAAAAGCAAUGAUUGUGCGCGGGGUGGAGUAUGCGGAGCUAGUACGCCAAAUUUACCCUGACUCGCUGCGUCUCUCCAUUCAUCCCUCCUCAGGGCAGACGAAGCUGUCCUGUCCCCUUAUCCCACAGAAGAAUUCAUUUUCCAUGAGUCCUUGGCACUGUAGUGUCGCAGUGACAACUGCAGGGGAAUUUAUAACAGCUCACCAAUCCGUACUUCGACAGAAGUUUGACCUCAUUACUAAAAACGGUCGACCAUAUUUCUUCCGUGAGAGCUCGCCACUCUUCAAUUGGGAUACCAAAGUUGAUUUCGAGCAUCUUUACGGUCAAAACUUGGUUAUUAGGGCACAGCAACAGAAUGAUCAAGAACUACCUGACUCGGAUUUGGACAAGUUGGCGCUUUUAGCAAUUCAACAGAAGAGUGUGUCCUUUGUCUAUGUGUAA